AUGCAGUCGUCGGCGAACGGGACCGAGAACCAGAGGUCACAACCGCAGGCGCAGGCGCCGUCACCGCCGCAGUGGACGGCGGCGAUGCCGUACCCGGGGGCGACAAUGAUAAUGCCAAACCAGAUGAUGGCGGCAGCGGGUUUGCCGCCACCGCCGCCGCCGUAUGCGCCGCACUACAUUCCAUUCCACCAGGUGUCCCCGCUGCUGCCGCAGUAUCAGCAGCAUCAACAACAGCAGCCGGGGUCAGCGGACGAGAACAGGACGAUCUGGGUGGGAGAUCUUCAGUACUGGAUGGACGAGAAUUAUCUUCAGCACUGCUUCGGUCACACCGGCGAGGUUAGGAAUCAUGUUUCCGUUUUUCUACAUUUUUUUGUUUUCAAACAUUUGGACAAAUAUUUUUGUUCGUGGGUCGCUUUCGUUUUUUCAUCGUAGACUCAUAGACCGACGCAUACCACGUUCCGAGAUCUACCUUCGGCAUCCUCUUACUUUAGACAUUAUCAUUUGGGUGAAAUAUGUAUUUUGUGAUUUUGUUUUGUGGCCGUGUUUGACGUCUUCUGACUUGUAAAUUCUCAAUUGGCGGUCCGGAUUCAGGCAUUGGAUGUCGCUCAGUUGCCACACGCAAUGAUGGCGUCUUGAGAACCGUAUGCAUACGUGAUUUCUGUUUCCAUGACUUUGUUUUUUUCUUAAAUUCAUGUUAAGUGAGAAAUUUUUAAGUGUAGUAUUACUGGAAGAGCUCUAGCUGGAGAUUGAUGCAGAGAAACAUUCAGAAUUUUGGUACAGGAAGAGCCACGACUCUUCUUUCUUGUUUUAAAUGGUGGACACGAAGUUACCAGUUAAUCCGGUGAUGACAGUGGUUCGCAAAAUCUGUCAAUUUUCGUUACAGUUUAAUGGGAGUUAUUUACAGUUCUUGAUCUAAUUUAAAAGAGACAAUCUCCGCCUCUUCAGAUCAUUUUUUAAAAAAAGGAAGAAACAGGGUCAGUUGAUCUCACUCAUGUCAACUGAUUCUUGUCUGAUCUAUCCUAGUACAUUUGGUUCACCUAGUUGGAUUUGGUCUAGUCUAAUGUAGCGUUCAAACACGUAGGAAUGUACAGUAGUUCUGUUCAGUUGAAUUAUAAUGAUUUAUGAAUACAUCUAAUCGAUCCUUUAAUUUUUCAAAAUUUCUUCCGAAGUAACCUUUCUUUUAAAUCGGCCUAGUCAUCGUGUGUGUGUAUAAUACCUGGACCAGUCUUGAUCAAAGUUAAGAUUUGAAGUUGGUUAUGAUCUUUAUAGACGAACUUUUGAGUAGAAGUUAACAAGAAUCAUGUGUCGUCCAACAUUAAUGCUAGAUAUCUAUGUUUUGACAUGGAAAUCAUUGCAGUUUUCAUGUGGAGAAUUUGGUAUCCUGACAAUUAAUUUUAUGUGGAGGAGAUGGUAGAUCAAUUUUCCCAACACUGCUUUGCACAUUAUCAUAAUAUUAUACUUAUCUUCUGUAGUUCCGUGAGUUUUCGUCAUAAAUAUGUGCAAAUUAUUAAUAAAUGCACCGUAUCUAUUAAUAAAUGCAAAUUGUUAAUAUUUGCAUCCGUAUCCUCAUCAUUCACAUGCUCGGAGACAACCAAAACGGCUGUAAUUUUUUCAACCCCUCUAUCUUGGGAUUCAAGCGGGUUUUUGGGUAUUGAACUAUCCAGAUGAUUCUUGUUUCUUUGCUAUGUUCUAGCAUAUCCAUUUUAUGGACAUGAAACAUGUUGAUCAACAUAACCAUGUGGCUUUUGUACAUGAAGUAUGACAGAGUUCCAGACAAUGAAAAGGCUUGUUGGCUGUCUAGGAAUAAAACCACGCGAACGUUGAUGUUUCUAUUUAUAUAUUUUUAGGGGCUGACAACAUAUUAACGCUAUUCUUGUUAAUUUAUAGCCGUGUAUAAUUAUUUUCAUCCUAGGAUAGGCUCUCUUUUUACUUGUUAGUAAAAUUUGAUGGGGGCAGCAAAACGAUGAAUGCAUUAAUUUAUUAUUCCACGUCUUUGUUUAUGGAUGUUUCACAAAAGGAAAUGCUGCGUGAUCUUUCUUGCUUUUUUUUUCAUUUGCUGUAGCAUCUCCUAGUCUUUUUUGGGAAUUUCAAGCAAGGCGGCAUUUCUACUGUUAGGAUUGUCUAGUUUAUUUUCAUCUUUCAUCAUGAUAAGCCUCUUGUGAGUGAACUGUGGUGUCUCUCAACAAUGUUUUGGGGCUCUGGAAUAUUCAAAACGUUUCGCAAAUAAUAGCAGAAGUUUUGUGUCGAUGAGCGUUAUAUAUGUUUUAUUCACCGCGCAUAAAUGUGAUGUGGAGCACCUGGUUGCAUAUGUUUAAAUACAUUAGGAACAGGAAGAAGGGCCGUGUCCCAUAGAGAAAAGACAGGGGAAACUCGUACAAAACUUGUGAUGGAUGUUGCUUCGUGUGAUAUUUAUAAAGUUGAUAGAGGAUUUUUUUAAUCCCAACCGCGUUUGAAUGUUGGCUUAACCUAUUUAAGUAGAUCACUGGAACAAAAAUGGUUCAACAAGGUACUAACUAGUAAUAAUAGGAAUAGAAAUGAAUAGAUGGUGAUAUAACCUAGUGCUCACUACUGUAGUUAAAAUAAAAAAUGGAGGAUUCUAACAAUAGUAGUAGCAGAAGCCCCUAAAACAAUUAUCGGUUUGUUUCUAGAUUCUAAAUCUAUCUCCUAGAGAAAUUUAACGCAUAGAAAAGGAGUAUUUUCUUCAGAACGAUAUGGAAUUCCAGGAUUUGGAAAAAUGUUCACCUCAAUUAUCUGAUGGCCGCCUGCUUCGAUGUAGUGAAAUUUAGGGCCUUCUAUUUUGUGUAAAAGGAAUCCAGGUUGCCUUCGGAAUAAAAUUGGAGAAUGCUGCAUAUGUAGUUCCUUAUCAUAUUGAAUAAAAAUUUGAUACAAAAAUUUCCUUUGCAUCUGACUGUUGUAGUGAUGUUAUAUCAUUAAAAUAAGAGAAAAUUAUGCUUUUAAAAUUGAUGCAAUGUGGAUGAAAUUUGAACGUAAUGCCUCAUCAGAAUGUCUAAAACUUACAAAUAAAAUCUAGUCGAUUUUUUUCGCUUGUUUAUAAUCACGUUGACAUUGAAGUCAUUUAUCUUUGUAUUUGGCUUGGGAAUUAUUUUGUGGCAGUCUGAUAAUUUCUUUUACCGAAUAUUUAUUAUUAUUAUUAUUAUUAUCAUCAUUUAUUUGAAUUUCGUCGGUAGCUCUCUUAAAUCGAUUUCCAUGCUUCUGUGAAGGUUGCCUUAGUAAAAGUUAUCCGAAAUAAGCAAACUGGGCAAUCAGAGGGAUAUGGUUUUGUUGAAUUUUACACACGAGCAGCAGCUGAAAAGGUACUCCAGGCCUAUGGUGCCAUGAUAAUGCCAAACACAGAUCAGCUCUUUCGAAUCAACUGGGCGUCAUUUAGCAUGGGUGACAAACGUUCAGAUAUUGGCUCCGAUCACUCUAUAUUUGUCGGUGAUCUGGCUCCUGAUGUGACAGAUAACUUAUUGCAAGAAACAUUUGCCACUAGAUACCCUUCUGUUAAAGGUGCAAAGGUUGUAAUCGAUGCUAAUACCGGUCGAUCGAAAGGUUAUGGAUUUGUCAGAUUUGGAGACGAAAGUGAGAAAUCCCGUGCAAUGACAGAGAUGAAUGGUGCAUUUUGUUCCAGUAGAGCAAUGCGAAUUGGUGCUGCAACCCCCAGGAAGUCCUCUGGUACGCGACUUGAACUGGAUCCCUACCCCUAGUGCUUCCCAUUUCCUCUCUGCUUUUACUUCCAUUCAAUAACUGAUGUCCAAAUCGGUUUUACCAGCACUGUUUUGCUUCCCUCAUUUUGCAUCUGAUUGAUAUGAUUUGUUGGAUUUUAUUUUAUUGCGUGUGAUUGGAUUAAUUGAAUGGAAGGACGGCUGAUGCUGAACUGCCUACAUUUCCCAAGCACAAUCUGGAUCGAUCCAAUGGCUCAGUAGAUGCAAAUGCGAUUCAAGAACAUUUCACUAUUUACGUUAAUCUUUAUUCUCAAUCCUAGCCCAUCCAAUAUCAGGUUGUCUGUUUAUGACCCAUCUCCUUUGUUGCUCAUGGCUCUGAUUUUCUUUCAGAUCAUCGUUUUGGCCCUCUGUCUUUUGCCAAUUUCAGUUUUGCACAAGUUCAGUCGGAUUUUAAUGGAGAUUCUAAACAAUUAGAACCUUUCUUUCCAUAGGAAUUUCCAUUUGUAUUAACUUUUUCUUCCUCCUUGGAAGACAAUUAGGGAAACAUAAGAAAUACACAGAUCGGUUCAUGGCAAUCCCAUCUGCAUCUUUCUCUAUGAGAGAAUCCAAGUUUACGUAUGCUUCAGAAAAAUGGUGUUCCUGAUAUCUUUUCCCAUUAUUUUCAAUAUGUUUCUGCCACCUCUUUCUAAAUGGGGUAACGUUUGACCCAUAUAAAGGUGAGAGUUUUGUCAGCAUCUCCCGGGGUUGAGUCAUAGUGCUGACGCCCAUUACUCGAAUCAGUAACUUCUCUCUCUAGAUUUCUCUCAGUUUCCCUCACUUUCUAGGUUUCGCAUCCAACGGUUCCCAAGGCUUGCCGACGGACGGAGACUCUAGCAACACAACUGUGAGAGUGCAUCCUUCUCCUCUUUGCCCUUCUCAUCAACCCGCCCGUUCCCCCCCCCCCCCACCCUUAUGAACACAGCUUCCUCUUCCUCGUGCUCCAGGUAUUUGUCGGAGGGCUCGAUCCGAAUGUCAGUGAGGACGAUCUCCGGCAGUCCUUCUCCGAGUGCGGCGACAUCGCCUCCGUCAAAAUCCCCGUCGGAAAGCAAUGUGGGUUCGUGCAGUUCGUCCAGAGGUACCCAUUGAAUGCUCAUGCGGAGGAUCUAUGCAAAGGGUUCAUGUCUUCUGUUUAGCUUCUCUCUUACAUCUCUCUCUCUCUGCUCCUCGUCCUCGGCAGGAGCAGCGCCGAAGAAGCGUUGAACAAGCUGAAUGGGACGACGAUUGGGAAGCAGAUGGUCCGCCUCUCGUGGGGCCGCAACCCCGCCAAUCGACAGGUAAACUUAACCUGUCAUCUCUUUCGUCUCUCAAGAAAACGACUGAUGGGAUCUGACUUUCUUCUUCCUUCGGUGGGUCUGACAGCCGAGGGCCGACUCUUCCGGCCAGUGGAGCAACGGGUACUACGGCGGGCAGGUCUACGGCGGCUACGGCUACGCUGCCAGCCCCCAUGACCCGGGCAUGUACGCCGCAGCCUAUGGAGCUUACCCUCCUCUGUAUGGCAGCCAGCAGCAAGUGAGCUAG
This is a messenger RNA of Spirodela intermedia, 5222 nucleotides long. NCBI's taxonomy places the organism in Eukaryota, Viridiplantae, Streptophyta, Magnoliopsida, Alismatales, Araceae. The record is from the annotation of a GenBank genome assembly.